Molecule: messenger RNA, 5332 nt
Organism: Polistes dominula (European paper wasp)
Lineage: Eukaryota; Metazoa; Arthropoda; Insecta; Hymenoptera; Vespidae
Source: RefSeq, a predicted model, not a curated record
CACAAAUAUCGUGUCGCUUUCAACGAAAAUAAAAUAAAAAGAAAGAAAAAAAGAAAAAGGAAAUAAGUAUAAAGAGAAAGAAAGAAAAAAAAAUCAGUGUUUUUUACUCGUUAGGCUGGUAAGGGAUGCGCGUAAACAUGGUAAACGAUCCGUAGGGUAAUGGGAAGAGUAGCUGCGCAGCUACGCCGGUGAAGAGUGGGGAUAGACAGUGGAUAGACUACCGUCGGGAAGCCGCAAUGGUGGGGAUAAGCACGAUGCACUCCGGGACACUAGCGUUAGUCAGUCAGAGUCAGUCGUUCGCCGGACAUGCGCCGGGUAGGAUGUUUAAUGUGUUUAUAUAUUAUUAUUUCUAUACCACGCGACACCAAACGGUUUUUGAGUUUCGAUUAAACGUUAGAAACGUGUCACCGGGAUUCGUGCAAGAAAAACAUUCGUUAUUCUCGUAGAGUGAUGGUGGGGAGGUGAUGAAGUGUUAAAUAGUUUCUCUCGUUAGAUUAACUAUUUGAUAGAAUAAUAUAUGUAUGUAUAUUUAUAUGUAUGUAUAUAUAUAUUCAUGUAUGUAUGUAUAUAUGUGUUAGUAGAAAGUUAAAUAGUAGUGCAUUUGGAUCACCUGUGUAAACAGCAGCGAACGUUUUUUUUAUGCAUCCUCGAGCUUCGAAACAUAAAUUGUAUCUCAACAGGAACGAGAGAAUAGGAUGUAUACAUAUAUACAUAUAUAGAAAGAAAGAAAGAAAGAGAGAGAGAGAGAGAAAAAUUACAAAUAAAUAAAUAAAUAAUGACAGAAGAAAUUCACUUUCCUUAUCUUAGCAUAACAACAAUAGAGUGAAUGUUGUAAACGACCGAUCAAGGAAAUUUCGAAGGGCUGGUAAACUGUUAUUGUUAAAUUUCGUGGAAGAAAGCGAACGUGAAUUAAUUUUCUUGAAGAACCGAAGACACAAAGUUAAUAAUAUAGAAUAAUAAUAUAAAAUAAUAAUAAUAAUAAUAAUAACGAUGAUGAUGAUCAUCGUCAUUGAAGUCGAAGUGUAAACGAAACCGACAUAUUAUUAUUGCGGGGAAGAGUUGUCUCUUGAAUAAUCUUGUUUAACGAUAAUAUAAUAAAUACGAAGGAGAGACAACACACUGUUGCAAAAGUGAACGACGGCGCCUUCUAGAUCGUCGAAUUGUCGGCGCCUCGACCAAUAAAGAGCGUCGCCACCUUUUUCCCCUUUUUUUCAUUUUUUCUUUUUAUCUUUUACGUGUGCUCUGUUAUUUCGACGAAGAAAGAAGAAAAAGAAAAAAGGUUAAAGAGAAGGAGGAAAGGAAGAAAUCGGAAUGAUUGGGAGAGCUAAAUUCGCAUGAAAUUUUGCUGAUGUUGAUUGUUAAAAGAAGAAGCGAUUUGACACCGACGACAAUUGUGACUCGUGUGUGUGUUGUUUGUUCGUUUAUUUAAAUUCCUCAAUUUAAAAACGUGAUUUUAUUUCGUCUAUUGGUUUUCUUAUUUUUUUGUUUUCGUAUCGCGUGGAGCUUCAAGAAAAACGAUGUUGACUAUCGAUUGAAUAUCAUUUAUUGUUUAUCGUGUGGCGGGUUAGGUUGGGAAGAGGGAGAAGAAGAAGUAGAAGAUUGGUGGGAAGUUUAUCAAGAAGGAAGUGAAGAAUAAAGAAAAGCUGGUGGAGAUGAUGAUGGCGCCACAGGUGGUGGGUGUUCUGCUGAAGAAGCCAGGACAGCAGAACCACCCGCGCAUAACGCCCCUCGAUCGACAGGAAACCAAAAUUAGGGGGGAGCUAUACGUUGAAAACCUGGCCGAGAGGAGGACCGUCAUGAUCAGGAUGGGAUGGUUGUGGGUCGAGGGUACUUCAAUGAAGUUGGCUCUAAGGGCAUUGAACCUUCGUCAAGCGGCACCCAGUCUCUGCCAGCCUCAUGCCCUCGCCCUUGGAUUUACUCUGAGCGAUUCUCAGGGUCACUCGCUUGCUACGUUUUGGGCCGACACAGAACCGAUAUACUGGUCUUGGGUGAAAGCGAUAGCAACAGAACUGGUAAGGCAGACUCCGUUUCGUGCUCGAAGAUGUCUAAACUUUUUAGAGAUCCUGACAAUAUGUCCGAGAAGUCCGGCACCGUUUCCAGAGAGUCUAGCAGAAUCUAGAAGACGUUCACGUAGUGAGUUUCGUUGUUGGCCUAUCGAAUCGUCAUCGAUAGACGAUGGAAGUACGAAAAAUUCAACUAGUAUAUUGGAAGAAUCUAGAAGAAGAGCGAGAAGCGAGUUACGCGGUUGGUCGAGCAGUAAUUCAAGCGACGAGGACAAUUUAGGUGAAUUUCGUAGUAUACCAGCAAUAAUAUCAACGAAGGAUCAUCAAACGGUCUCGAGAACGUGGGGUUGUAGCGAAAGUAGCGAGGGUAGCGACGAUAGUCUUCCAUGGGGUGUCGGAAUAUGUCGAUCUAGUGUAGAUUCCGUCGAUUCUACGGUUUCCUUGUCGGAACCUGAGACCAAAGAACAAAGGAUACAAAGGUACAAGGAAACCCGUAGACGUGAAAACGAAGCAAGAAGUCGUCGUGUUUUAGAAGAAGAUGCUAGGAGACGUAAAGCAAGAGCCGAAGAAAAUAACAACAACAACAAUAAUAAUAACGAACUUCCAAAAAUUUACGUGCCUAAAAGCAAAUAUUAUUCCGUCAAUGAAAACGACGAUCAUCUAACUCGACGAUCACCGAAAAAAGAAUCGUCGAAUAAUAUUACGACGACCGAGUCGACCGAAAUAAUUCGAAAUGAGAACGAUAGAUUACCGCCUAUCAAACCGGUUGAACCAUUUACUGUUAGAUUCGAAGAGACCGAUAGAACCGUGGACGGAAACGAUCCAACGCGAUGCAGUAACGGCACAAUUACCAAUGGUAUCUUAAGGACAGAUGCGAAUAACGAAAGAAGGAGUCGAACUAGAGAGAGGCGAAUUUUUCGAGAGAAGGGUCAAUCGCAGCAGUCUCAAGAAGUAACGACGAGUAAUAACAACAACGUUGAAAGUUUACAAGAACGAAAGGAACGAUUGGCUGCGAUAUCAUCGAGAAUACCUGUACCACGUCAAUUGUCAUUAGGAAAUGAAAGAACGAUUAAAUCCGUUACGAGUGCUGCAUCGUUGAUUGAUGGUUGCAUGAGUUUGCCUAGAUCUGCUACGACGAUGGCUCUGUCUAUAUUAAAGGAACCACCUUGCGAGGAGGAUGUUGCCAGAUUAUUGGAAAGGUGUCAAAGGGUCGAUCAUUACGUACCAGUUCGUGAAAAACUCACUUUGUUUGAAUCACUCUCAAGAUUGGGUGGUCGUUUGGCACGAAGUACAGAGGAUCUUGGUAGAUCCGAAUCGAAACCGAGUCCUAGGGGAAAACAACGAGCGAGAUCUCUUCACGAUUUAAAUCGUGGUGGUGCUAGGUCCGUACCGGUACGUGAAAUGUGUCGAUUUUUCGAGGGUGACGUUCGUGACACCGGUCAGAGUAGCAAUCAAUCGCCAACGAUUGUUAACAACAACAACAACAAUAAUAACAACAAUAAGUAUUCGACGUUGACGAAAAAUUCGGGUAAAUUAAACGAAUCGUUAACAACAAUUUCUCCGAGAAACACGUGGAAGGAUAAUAACACAACUACGUCCAAUAAAAGUAACAACGAUGCCGCCCCUUGCGUUAGAACGUCCACGAGAAAGAAACAUUACGCUAAGUAAGUGAUUUAUUCUCGCGAUAAUUAAUUAUUAGAACGAAAUGAAAAGAGGAUGACUACGUAUAACAUUAGAAUAAAAAAAACUCUUCUUGGAUAUCUUUUUUUUUUUUCGAGGGAACCGAGAGAGACUUUCUCUCUCGAUUGCAUUGCGUUUCUCGUUUUACGAAGCUUUCAACGAUUCUAUCAGUCAUUUUCUUACGUGUUCAUAAUACGAUCGUCCGAUAAACUCUAAUAUAAACUUAUGUUAUAAGUACGUUGUAUAGAAAUCGAGCAAAUAAUUAGAUAUUACAUAUAUUACAUAUAUUAAAAAAAAAAACAACAACAACAACAAGAAAAUUUCUUAUACAAAAUAUUGGAAUCAAUAUAAUUGUGUUAUGUGUUCGCCCGUUCUUUAAAUUAUACAUAUAUAUUCCAUUUAUUUCAAAUGACUCUUCGCAUAUCAUACGAGUCGCGUAUAUAUUUCAUUUCCAAACAGAUUUGUCGUUAAAAAAAUUCAAUUUCGAAAAAAAUUUAUCUCACAAUUAAUAAUAUCGACGAACGAUUACGCGUAUUUGAAAUGUCAAAUGUGAUUUGAAAAUGAACGAUUGGAUUUUUUCUUUCUUUUUCUUUUUUUUUUUUAUUAAAUACUAUUAUUAUUAUUUUUUCUUAUUUUUCGAUUUCAAACGAGAAAGAGAGAAUUAACUACUCCUAAGAGAACAUAACGCGUGGAGUAUGGAACUCAAGAGAUCGAGUUAACAUAAGAUUUCCGUCGAGAGAGGGACGGGAAAAGAUAUGGUGGUGGCGAAGGUAGAGGAGGAGAAAAAGGAGAAUGAGGAGGAGGUGGAAAGGUGGCUAAGAGGGAGUUGGGGAGGGGGGAGAGGAAAUCAGGGAAACCGGUAAUUUACGUUCACCGAGCGAUUGCAGCAAUGUCGAACACCUGUGUGGACAGGACUCUCAAGUAUAACACGUUGAUCGCCUUUACGGCUGACUUCUUUAAUUAUAUAUAUAUAUAUAUUUUUUUUUUCCCCCCUUUCCACCUUUCUUUUCUCUUCUCGUUCACCUUAGUGCCAUUUUUCUAUGUAGACGUAGAAACGUAGGUAAGUAAAAAAUCGAAUAUUUAGAUUACUUCUCGAUGGAAAUAUAAUAAAGGAUGAACAAUAAUUUCAUUUUUCGUUUAGCAAAUUUGGAACAUCCGCUCGUUCGAUUAACAACGAGCUUAUGAUUUUACUAUUACUGUUACUACUACUACUACUACUACUACUAUUAGUUCUAUUACUAUCAAUGUUGCUACUAUUACUCCUACAUUGGCUACGUCGACUUCCGCUUAUUUCCAAUCGAAAUUCUCAUUUCCGUUCUCGUUUCUCUCUCCCCCUUCUACGUUAUUUCUCUCAGUCUCUCUUGAAUUUUUAGAACGCGAUCGGAUAAUUUCGUAAUAUGGUACUUCCUUUUUUAUUUUGUAUAUUUUCUUUUUCGUCGUUCAUGUUUGUAUAUGUAUAAAUAUAUAUAUAUAUAUAUAAUAUACACAUUAUAUAUAUCUAUCUAUGCAUACACGAUGACAAAUAUGUAUCCUUCGAAUCACGUUUUCGUAGCGGUCUUAUUCAAACAAGCGUAAAAAAUUCGUACCGCUCGACACGCGAAUUCUUUUUUUUUUUUUUUUGAAUGAAAUGAAAAGGAAUAUAAAAAAGA